Molecule: messenger RNA, 4641 nt
Organism: Bactrocera dorsalis (oriental fruit fly)
Lineage: Eukaryota; Metazoa; Arthropoda; Insecta; Diptera; Tephritidae
Gene: FoxK
Exons: 9
Coding region: 806-3079 (757 amino acids)
Biological process (GO): regulation of transcription by RNA polymerase II
Molecular function (GO): DNA-binding transcription factor activity, RNA polymerase II-specific; protein binding; RNA polymerase II cis-regulatory region sequence-specific DNA binding
Source: RefSeq, a predicted model, not a curated record
GCUGCCAACCACCAGAUACACAACACACCCUGUGUUGCCUGUCUUCUCGUUGGUAAGAAGAAACGUGUUUUGUGCAGAAUUUUCAGUUCUUCAUUUUCGAUUUCGGUUUAGAAUUUUGUUUGUAAACACGCGUGUGGCAAAAAAAUAUAUAUCCAAAUAUUGUUGAAAAAUUAACUUUAACUUUCGUGUUCUGCUCAGCACAACACAAACAUACAAACAACAUAAAACGGCAGGGAAAACAACAACAGUAAGAAAAACAAAAACGACAAAAACAACAUAGCAAUCAGCCAUUAGCCAACAGAGCCUGAGCCGUAGCCGUAGCCAUAGCCAGCCAACGAACGACAGAGCCAAAAAAUAAAGUGAAAUAAAUAGAAGAGGGGAUGUGAGCUGCAAACGGAACAGGAUCGAUCGGAUGUAUUGAAAAGAGAAGUGCGCAAAGCGUGCGGAAAACAAUUCAAAUUUGGAAAAAUCUUUUGAAACGCAGAAAAGGAAAAAACCUUGAGUUUUUAUUGUCCAAAGCGACGAAUUAAAGUGUUAAUAUUAGCAACAAGGGGACAGUGGCCGAAUGUGAAUAGUGUGCAAAACGUGCAAGUAAAAAAAUUUUAUAUAUUUUUUGUUAAAAGAAAAAGAUAUUAGUAUUUUAGUAGGAACAGUAAAUUGUGUAGAAUAAAAAUAUAAGAAUCAUAACAGAAAAGCAAAAGCACCAUAACAUAACCAAGCGCAAUUGUGGCGUAGCGCUAACACAUUUUUUCGUUAGGAAAAAAGUGUAGAAAAAGCAGAAUUAAGAAAAAGGCGCCGCAUACAAAUGGAAUUCUUCCCCCACCAACAACAACCACAUACAGCUCAGCAAGUAGAUGACGGUUCUAUAUCCGGCCCGGCAACCAAUAUAAAUACUAUUAGUAGUAACAACAACAACAAUAACAACAUAAACAACGUUCGUAGCACAAAUUAUACCCCGCCCACCUCAAACACAAUAAAUAGUGCAGCAACAACGGACACCGUCGACGCUGCCACUGUAGCCAUCGCCAAGGAUAUGCUCCAGUUGCAUCAUGGCAAUGGUGCGAUACUAACAAAUAAUAACAACAAUAACACGAGUAACAGCAGUAAUAAUAAUACUAGUAGCGCAGCCUUAGAGGUCAUGAAUACAUCAACAUCAUCUAACGCCAACACCAAUUCGGUAGUAAUUGCAGCUGGUAGUGGCAGCAGUACAACCAACAGUGGUGUCGGGCCUAAUGUAGGCGCCAAUCUGAAUACCAAUCACCCACCUGCCCAUGCCUCAACCGCCGGUAAUUCGGGCGGCGGUGCAUCAAAUGUUUUAACAGCACCUGACAAUGCGCUCGGCUUUCUAAAAUACGACCAGGAGUUGUUAUACAUCACCGAGCCAUGUACUAUUAUUGGACGAAACUCAUCAACAUCGCAUGUGCACUUUCAUGUUGCUGAAAACAAUUUGGUGUCAAGAAAGCAUUUUCAGGUUCAUUACGAUGGAGAUGCACGUGACUUUUUCGUGCAGUGUCUAAGUAAAAAUGGCAUUUUCGUUGAUGAUUUUUUGCAACGACGAAAUGCUGAUCCGCUUCGAUUACCUAACAGCUGUUACUUUCGCUUUCCCAGCACCGAGAUUCGCAUACAAUUCGAGAGUUUCGUACAUGGUGGCGCUUUAAAUGCUACUGGCGCGCUAACUAACUCGAACAACAGCGGCAUAUCGUAUCAUAACAAUAGUCACAACAAUGUGGCUGCCCUGCAGAACAACAGUGGAAUAGGAGGAGGUGGCGGUGGGAGCGGAGGUUGCGCUCAAUUCAUUAUUUCGCCUGCGCCACCCGAUGAUCACCAUCAUCCGCAUGCGUCGUCUGGACCAACACCGCAUGCGUCCACACAUGUAUCUCAUCACCAUCAACCGCAUGUGUCCUCUAGUGCAGUGUCAUCGUCAACACAUCUGCUGCCGAAUAUGGAUAAUUCAAAUGUGUACUCACCACUAAAGAUAUCCAUACCGAAGAAGGAGCAGAAAAGCCCAUAUCUAUCACCAACUGGUACAAUAAGUGCUGCUAAUAGUUGUCCAGCCAGCCCUAGACAAGGUUUUCAUCAGAACCAAGCCAAUUACAACAACUAUACCAACAACAAUUUACAAAACCAAGACCUAUUCCAAACACCAUCAACAGCUAGCUAUAACCACAAUGAGAAACCACCAUAUAGCUAUGCUCAGUUGAUUGUUCAAGCUAUAUCCGCAGCACCGGAUAAACAAUUGACACUUUCUGGCAUUUAUUCAUUUAUAGUCAAGCAUUAUCCGUACUAUCGUAAAGAAACAAACAAGGGUUGGCAGAACUCCAUACGCCAUAAUCUCAGUUUGAAUAGGUAUUUCAUUAAAGUUGCACGCUCUCAAGAUGAGCCGGGCAAGGGCAGUUUCUGGCGUAUUGAUCCUGACAGUGGCGCCAAGUUGAUUGAUCACAGCUACAAGAAACGGCGUCAACGUAGCAGCCAAGGUUUUCGCCCAACAUACGGCAUGCCACGUUCGGCACCAGUCUCACCGAGUCAUAUGGACAAUUCGCGUGAGAGUUCACCACUGCAGGAUUUCGUUUUGCAAUCGGCCCCUGGAUCGCCGGGCAUGUCUAUUGAGCAACGCGCAGCCGAUGGUGAUAUUAUGUACAACAACACAACUCAGAAUAUGCACCAAUCGACGGCUAACAAUUCCCACAAUCAAUACAAUAGCGGAAGCCCAUACUAUGUUUCAAAUCAAAAUUCAACCAUUGCCGGUGUACAGCAACAACAACAACAGCAUCUACACAACGAGAGCGGAGUGACCAUUGGUGGUGGCAGCGGCAACGGUGUUGGUGCCUUGAUAGCACUCAAACGUAAUCAUGCUAUGGCAGCUGGCGCACAGCAACAACAACAACAGCAGCAGCAACAACAUCAACAUCAAGUGCAAACGUUGCAUCCCGACAUUAUAUACGAGGAAAUGCCCACUGAUUACAGUGGAAAUAUGGAAUCUGGCGAUGAAGGUUGCAGUAUUGGCGGUGGUAAUGGCGCCGGCAGCAGCGCUUCAUGCGACGCUUCCAAACGCCCCAAAUAUUUAUCCGAAGUACUCUGAUAUGUUGCUGUUUCUGUUUCAGUUUCUUCUAAUGUCUGCAAGUAAUUAAAAAAAAUUUACAAAAGAAUGUAAAAUUUUAAAAAUUGAACUAAUGGCAAAGAUUUGUCACAGUAAAAUACCCCAUACACAUACAUACAACAAAUUUAAAAAGAGAAAACUAGAGCACACAAAAGUUGAGAUUUACUAUAAAUGGAAAAUGUAAAAUGCGUAAACCAAUUCGGAAAUAUGUAAUAAUUUUAACAGACAAAUCAGCAAUGUGUAAAACACUUCACGUUUUUUUUUUUUUUUAUUAAACCUUCAGUAUGCGAAGACCAUAUUCAAAGGCAAAUUGUCUAUGAAACCUUGUAUCAAGCUUUUAAUAGUAAAUAACUGUCUACAAAUAGUAAACAGCGCUUUUGAUGAUUUACAUGAAUUUUAAAUUUCGCUCGAAAUGUCUUCUUUCAUCUAAAUUGACUGCAAGUAUUAGAUAAGUUCUAUUUAAUUAUAAUUACUAUAAAUACGAUAUAUUUCUGAAUUGGACUAAAGCGACAUUAGAAAACUACAGUGGGUCAGAGUGUAGUAGAAGACAUAAUAUAAUAGAAGACACAUUCACACAAAAAAAAACAUAACAAAAUUGAGAAAAUGUUAAACUAACAUUAUUUACAAAAUAUUUCGUUGAAGAUAUAGAAAAUGAAAACAGUAAACCGGUAUCACAAGAAAAAUCAAGAAACACAUGAAGCCAACCAACCAAGAAACAUCUUUAUUACUAUUAUAACCCAUCGGUAUAUUGAAUUUGACAAGCAAAGUAUGUGAACAAAAAUAAUUGUUUUAUUGUUUUUUAAUCUUUCUAAAAUAUGAAUAUAUACAAACUCCCUAUAUUGCUUUAAUAUUUGUUGUUGUAAUGAUUUAUUCGUUUAACGAUUAUCAAAAUUGUAUCCCUAGCAUACUGUAUAGAUGUACUUGUAUACUCUGGACGAAUUCAAUAUGCUUGAUGAUGCUAUAUAUUAUACUAGAAUGAAUGGGAGUAAAAAGUAACACAAAAAAGUUAUAAUAUGCGAAAUGCAAACAAAAAAAUAUAUAAAGAACAAAAAAAGCAAAAAUCUAAUUUAAAAAAUUGUAAACUAAUGAAAGUAGUACAUUUUAAAUGAUGGGAAAAAUAAUUACUUAAUAUGCGAGUAAUAAAUAUUAAUGCUAAAAAGAAUUAAGCAGCAUGUUUGGCAGAAAGCCUAGACGGUGUAUACAAAACAAAAGCAAAGCUAGUAAGUAAAAGCAAAAUAAAUGAAUCAUAGUUGUGUGGCAACUGCAAAGGAGCAAAAGAAUUAAUUACCUAUCUCUACAUACCUACAAUUAUAUCGAACCUAAAUCUAGAAAAACAAAUUAAAACUAAUACAAAAAAGUUAAUUUAAAUAAAAAAAUAUUAUAAAACAAGUAAACAAAAAAAAAAAGAACCCUACAAACAAAUUUAUGGUAAAGAUAAAAUGUAUAAUGAUGAUUGCACUUUAUUUCUAUUAUAAUAAAGAAAACUCCAUUUCAAUGUUUGGACAAAAUGUGUAUUGAGAAAAAAUACAAAGAAUAUAGAUAAU